CUGGUGCCCGCGGCGCGCCAGCAGCACUGCACGCAGGUGCGCAGCCGGCGGCUCAUGAAGGAGCUGCAGGACAUCGCGCGCCUCAGCGACCGCUUCAUCUCCGUGGAGCUGGUGGACGAGAGCCUCUUCGACUGGAACGUGAAGCUGCACCAGGUGGACAAGGACUCGGUGCUGUGGCAGGACAUGAAGGAGACCAACACCGAGUUCAUCCUGCUGAACCUCACCUUCCCCGACAACUUCCCCUUCUCGCCGCCCUUCAUGCGGGUGCUCAGCCCGCGCCUGGAGAACGGCUACGUGCUGGACGGCGGCGCCAUCUGCAUGGAGCUGCUCACGCCGCGCGGCUGGUCCAGCGCCUACACCGUGGAGGCCGUCAUGCGACAGUUCGCCGCCAGCCUGGUCAAGGGCCAGGGACGGAUCUGUAGAAAAGCCGGCAAGUCAAAAAAGUCCUUCAGUCGCAAAGAAGCUGAAGCUACCUUUAAGAGUUUGGUGAAGACUCAUGAAAAAUACGGUUGGGUCACCCCGCCUGUGUCUGACGGCUGAUGCUGGCGCCCAGCAUAGACGCACGAGCCACCCACCCACGUGCCCCCGACGCCCUGACAUCUCCUCCUCAGCGCUGCACAUCCUCCAUCCUGUUUUUAUUCCAGCCAGAACUGCAUCCUGAAUGCCAAGGAGACAUUUAAGUUAUUCACGAACAGAUGUGUUUACAGAAAGAGAGCGCACAUGCUGUUCAGGAUUACGUUUCGAUUAUAAAUGAAUGAUCAUCUCGAAGUCACUUUGGAGCAAAUGUUGACAUGGUGACAUUUCCCAUUGCCUUUAGCUUCUUCCAUGACAACAGCUCCAGUGAGCGGGCAGGAAACUCCAUGCCCCUUCCCGCUCCAUUUCCAUGUAAGUGGCACCAUUCGUUAUUUCCUAGGAACACCGUGCAUCGCAGCACAUGUGCACUGUGCCCUGUAUCUGUUUCUCUCCCUGACAGGUCAAUGUAACUCAAAGAUGUGUCUUUCUGUGGCCUGUGGUCUGCUGUGAUGACACUUAGACCUCAUUUGUGCUCUGACCUUUGGCUCAUGAAAACACAAAUUUAACAUUACCAAGUUCUAGUGAUUUAAAACUACAACUGCCCACUUGGUGAAAAUGUGCUCUCUCUGCUGAUUUUGUGGUGUGCUGCUGUCCACAGAUAAACCAGUGCCACUAGAUGCUGUGGCCACAGGGCCAGACAAUGGUGCAGAUGCCAGGUGUACCCCCUGGGGCUCAGAGCAAUGGACAGUCCGAUGCAAAAGGUCUCUUCCAAUAUUAGGAAAUGCUCCCAUGAGAGUGCAUUUGUGUUCCUGUCUUCUCUCAAUCACCAAAAGCAAAAGACAAUUUCUCAUUCACUGCAGGCAUCUGGCUCAUUUUAUUAUACGUGCUCGUGACAGGGAAUGGCACAACUGCCAAAGGACACCAAGUGAUCAUACGAUGAUUUGCAUGACUGGGUCUGUUUCUUCAAGCAGUAGUCACCUGUGUGUCCCCAGGCUGGGAUACAUGAACACCCCCGCUGUGGUGUAAACGUCCUAUUAUUUAAUACCCCCACAGUUUCAUUUUUCUCUUCUGUUAAGUUACUUAGAAUUUCUAAGAAACUCCAUGAAUGAGGAAAUACUGUUCCUAAUACCAGGCGGAAAGAGGUAAAAUGUUCAUUCCAAGUGGAAAAUCUUAUUGGACACAUUUUAAAUAAAAUCAUGCAUACCUGAUA
Molecule: messenger RNA, 1723 nt
Organism: Galeopterus variegatus (Sunda flying lemur)
Lineage: Eukaryota; Metazoa; Chordata; Mammalia; Dermoptera; Cynocephalidae
Gene: UBE2QL1
Product: ubiquitin-conjugating enzyme E2Q family-like 1
Exons: 2
Coding region: 55-540 (161 amino acids)
Source: RefSeq, a predicted model, not a curated record